UAUCACGCGCACGCGGACCGAACACUGUGGUGAUGUUUUUGCGGAGGGGAGGGGGCGGUACCGACUAUGCGUCCCGCACUGGCGGCGGGAAGACGCAGUUCGUAAUUCUGGUUUAGCUGGACUGUACGCGUCGCGGUCGCUAUGGCUGCUAAUACGGCAUACCUGGUCGUCCGCGCUCGCAUAAUUUUCGGACUCUCACACCAUCGCCGGGACGUCACUGCCGGCGGGAUCACGAGAAUAUGCCGGACGUUUGACGUUGUGCAGCGAUGCCGUCGUCACAAUUGCAGACGAUGGUCCAGCUCAAUGUCUACAGUGUUUUCGGUCGAUGAUAAUGAAGGAAAACAAAUAUUAAAGCCUUCAUAUGAAAAGUCAGAAAUUCACGUUGAGCUCAGACGAGGAUUGCCUACGGUCACAGUUCCUUUGCCGUCCAGGCGCGAGCUUUGUCAGUUCACCUUGCGGCCAGUGACAAACACAGUCGGUGAUUUGACUAGCAUGUUAAAGACCGAGGACCCAGGCGUCGACCGCGUAGUUAUAUCCAGCUCAGAGGGUGUGCGUAUCGCGUCUUCCAAUACAAUUGAAUCGCUCAUGGAAGAAGACUUCCGAUUAACCAUUAACGACCGAAUGUUCACAGUUAAAGUACCACCGCAAAAGAAGCUUACAAAGGAAGAAAUGGAACGACUUUCUGGUGUCAGGACUCUAGUCAGUCAGUUGUACGAAUCACUGAACGUUGAAGAACAUCAAUUAAGAAAAGAAAGGGAAUUAUUGGCUAAAAUGGAAGAACUAAAAGUCAAAUUGGAACCCCUUGAAAAGAAAAAGCAAUCCAUCGACUUGGUAGCCAGCAGACAGACGUCGGUGCUCACAUGGGUCGGUCUGGGACUUAUGUCAGUGCAGUUUGGCAUAUUGGCUCGGCUUACUUGGUGGGAAUAUUCAUGGGAUAUAAUGGAGCCGGUCACAUAUUUCGUCACUUACGGCACCGCCAUGGCCGUUUAUGCUUACUAUGUACUUACAAAACAGGAGUACCUGAUGCCUGACGUUCGUGACCGCCAGUAUCUGAUCACCGUGCAUAAGAAAGCCAGGAAGUCAGGUCUGGACCUGCACACCUACAACCUGCUCAAAGACAAAAUGGCAAGCGUGCAGACCGAUUUGGCUCGACUGAAAGAUCCUCUUGUCCCGCCGCACAGGUCUCAAGUCCUGUUUGACCCGCUGGCCAACUGUACCGCCACAGAAAUGGAACCGACAGGACUCUGGUCCGGGCUCCGAUCCCGGAUCAAGUCAUUGCUAGAUGAGACCAAAGGCAGAAGCUGCAAACGGACCACUGAUAAUAGCAUUUGAGAACACGCGCAGUAUUAUGCAUAAUAAAUAAUAAUUUUAUUAUUAUGUCUUCUUUUUAUGAUCAUUUUUCUUUUUAGACUUAUUUAUUUACUUCGUAUAAAAAUUGGUGCUAAUUUAUAAUGCCGAUUUCCUUCUCCUUGUCGUUUUUUGUCUUUCGUAAAUAUCUCUUAGAUGACUUAAUAUCGACACAGGGUUAGAGUACCUACUAAACUUCACGCACGCGAAAAAUAUCGAGAUACUUUAUAGGAUAAUAGGAGGUAUAUAAUAUUAUAUCGGCUCUUUACAAUACAACAUCUGCAGUAUAUCUGUACGCUUUUUUGAGACUUUUUAAUACGUAAAAAUGAUAAAAAUAUUUCUAUACACGCUUUAUCUAAUUCAUAGGUAUUAGCUAUUUUUUUUUAAUAAUCAUCUAUCAUAUAUAUUCAUUACAUUUUUAUGUACUUAUAUAUAUAUAUAUAUAUAUAAGUACAUAUAAGUAUAAGUAUAUAAGUAUAUAUUAUUAUUAUUAUUAUUAUUGUUGUUGUUGUUGUAUAUGACGAAGACGAAAAUCUCAUACCAUCACUAUCGCUCUCGUCACACACGCAUACACUCACAUGCUCACACACACACACACACACACACACACACACACACACACACACACACACACAAACAUAAAA
Rhopalosiphum maidis (corn leaf aphid) is the source of this 1991-nucleotide messenger RNA. RefSeq names its product calcium uniporter protein, mitochondrial (gene MCU). NCBI's taxonomy places the organism in Eukaryota, Metazoa, Arthropoda, Insecta, Hemiptera, Aphididae. Gene Ontology annotation, biological process: mitochondrial calcium ion homeostasis; calcium import into the mitochondrion. The coding region runs from base 142 to 1332 and encodes 396 amino acids. Gene Ontology annotation, cellular component: uniplex complex; mitochondrial inner membrane. The record is from RefSeq and is a predicted model, not a curated record. The transcript is spliced from 6 exons. Gene Ontology annotation, molecular function: calcium channel activity; uniporter activity.